AUGCAACAAUGAUUAUUUUCAACAAAUCAUAAAGAUAUUGGAACAUUAUAUUUUAUUUUUGGUGCUUGAUCUGGAAUAGUGGGAACAUCUUUAAGAAUUUUAAUUCGUACAGAAUUAAGUCAUCCAGGAGCAUUUAUUGGAAAUGAUCAAAUUUAUAAUGUAAUUGUUACUGCUCAUGCUUUUAUUAUAAUUUUUUUUAUAGUAAUGCCUAUUAUAAUUGGUGGAUUUGGAAAUUGAUUAGUUCCUUUAAUAUUAGGUGCUCCUGAUAUAGCUUUCCCUCGAAUAAAUAAUAUAAGUUUUUGAAUACUUCCCCCUUCUUUAAUAUUACUAUUAUCAGGAAGAAUAGUAGAAAACGGAGCUGGGACUGGAUGAACUGUAUACCCUCCUUUAUCUUCAGGAAAUGCUCAUGCUGGAGCUUCUGUUGAUUUAUCUAUUUUUUCUUUACAUUUAGCAGGAAUUUCAUCUAUUUUAGGAGCUGUAAAUUUUAUUACUACAGUAAUUAAUAUACGUUCAGCAGGAAUUACUCUAGAUCGAAUACCCCUAUUUGUUUGAUCUGUUGUUAUUACAGCUUUAUUACUUUUAUUAUCAUUACCUGUAUUAGCAGGAGCAAUUACAAUAUUAUUAACAGAUCGAAAUUUUAACACUUCAUUUUUUGACCCAAUUGGAGGUGGUGACCCUAUUCUUUAUCAACAUUUAUUUUGAUUUUUUGGUCAUCCUGAAGUUUAUAUUCUAAUUUUACCAGGAUUUGGUAUAAUUUCUCAUAUUAUUACUCAAAUAAGAGGAAAAAAGGAAACUUUUGGAACCCUAGGAAUAAUUUAUGCUAUAUUAGCAAUUGGAUUAUUAGGAUUCAUUGUUUGAGCUCAUCAUAUAUUCACUGUUGGAAUAGAUGUUGAUACUCGAGCUUAUUUUACCUCAGCAACUAUAAUUAUUGCUGUUCCUACAGGAAUUAAAAUUUUUAGUUGAUUAGCUACUCUUCAUGGAACUCAAUUAAAUUACAAUCCAGCUUUAUUAUGAGCAUUAGGAUUUGUAUUUUUAUUUACAGUUGGAGGAUUAACUGGAGUAAUUUUAGCUAACUCUUCUAUUGAUAUUGUUCUUCAUGAUACAUAUUAUGUAGUAGCUCAUUUUCAUUAUGUUUUAUCAAUAGGAGCUGUAUUUGCUAUUAUAUCAGGAUUUAUUCAUUGAUACCCCUUAUUAACUGGAUUAACUAUAAACUCUUUAUGAUUAAAAAUUCAAUUUUCAAUUAUAUUUAUUGGAGUAAAUUUAACAUUUUUUCCUCAACAUUUUUUAGGGUUAUCAGGAAUACCUCGACGAUAUUCUGAUUUUCCUGAUAGUUUCUUAACUUGAAAUAUUAUUUCAUCAUUAGGUAGAUCAAUUUCUUUAUUUGGUAUUAUUUUCUUUUUAUUUAUUAUAUGAGAAAGUAUAUCUUCUCAGCGAAUUUCUUUAUUUCCUAUACAAUUAUCUUCUUCUAUUGAAUGAUUUCAUUCUAUGCCUCCUAUAGAACAUACAUACUUAGAACUUCCAUUAUUAUCAUCUAAUUUCUAAUAUGGCAGAUUAGUG
Messenger RNA from Malaya genurostris, 1557 nucleotides. Its product is annotated as cytochrome c oxidase subunit 1-like. The transcript has a single exon. Lineage: Eukaryota; Metazoa; Arthropoda; Insecta; Diptera; Culicidae. The record is from RefSeq and is a predicted model, not a curated record. Gene Ontology annotation, cellular component: membrane. Gene Ontology annotation, molecular function: heme binding; cytochrome-c oxidase activity. Gene Ontology annotation, biological process: electron transport coupled proton transport; mitochondrial electron transport, cytochrome c to oxygen.